Messenger RNA from Priapulus caudatus, 3903 nucleotides. Its product is annotated as serine/threonine-protein kinase Nek9-like. Bases 44 to 2167 code for a protein of 707 amino acids. The record is from RefSeq and is a predicted model, not a curated record. Lineage: Eukaryota; Metazoa; Priapulida; Priapulimorpha; Priapulimorphida; Priapulidae. Gene Ontology annotation, biological process: protein phosphorylation. The transcript is spliced from 18 exons. Gene Ontology annotation, molecular function: ATP binding; protein kinase activity.
AGCUUGUAUAAAAAGAUUUUACAACAGCAGAAUCGGCCCUUUCAUGAACAGAGACAUCAAAACUUUGAAUAUUUUCCUGACUAAAACUGAUUUGGUUAAACUUGGAGACUUUGGAAUAUCUAAAGUACUGGACACAAAAGACCAGGUCGCACAUUCCUAUGUGGGAACGCCUUACUACAUGUCACCAGAACUUGUUGAGGGUAAACCGUAUAGCUACAAGAGUGACAUUUGGGCACUGGGAUGCGUACUGUAUGAACUGCUCACUCUAACUCGUGCGUUCGAAGCUAGCAAUCCUCUGCGGCUUGUUUCUGAGAUUGUGAAGGGACGAUAUGAAGACAUUGGCACAAAUUAUUCUGAUGAGAUGAAGAGCAUGGUGUCUCGCCUUCUUUUUCCCGAUCCAGGGAUUCGACCUGAUUCCAACGAACUGCUGAAGUGGCCACUCCUGCAGCCAACACUGCUGGAUGCGAAGGCACCUCCGACAGCCCAACGGCCUUCCCACCAAAGUAUCACAACAACGUUAGAGUUUGACCAGUCCUUUCAUCCCGUCGUCGCUUCCAAAUCAUGCGAGGUGUAUUGCUGGGGAGGUGGAAGACUGGCUCCCUACAAGAUAGAAUUGUUCAAGGAGGGCAAUAGUCCUCUUCAGGUGGCGUUAGGACCUCAUCACUUUGCUGUGGUAACGGUUGAGGGAGAGUUGUACACUUGGACUAGUGGCCUACCCUCGGCAGGAAUGGCAGGCCAGCUGGGUCAUGGUAGCACUGCGUCGUACAAGGCCCCAAAGAGAGUAGAAGCCCUAGUCGGCCACUCAAUUAAGCUGGUUGCGUGCGGGGAGGAUUUCACCAUUUGUCUUGACACUGAAGGACAGCUAUUUUCAUUUGGGUCUAACUACCAUGGAUGCUUGGCGGCAGUGGAUGGAACACAGAUGCCAACUGCCUUGCUGCCUCUCCACGUCGACUACUUUACUUCCCACCAGGUGGAGCAGGUGUCGUGUGGAGAUGCGCACGUGGUGGCUCUCACUGCAGGUCCCCGGCGCGUGUAUGCAUGGGGCUGUGGCGAGUAUGGUAGAUUGGGGCUGGGCAGUGAGGACGACUGUGCGAUGCCGCAGCUGGUGCCUCUACCUGCCCACUGCCGGCCGCGACUCGUCACCGCGGGCCCUGACCGCACGUUCGUCGUCGUGGCAACAGGUCGGGUGCUCGGAUGCGGCAGCAACGAGUUCAACAAGUUGGGCAGGAACAGCUGUGUGAGCGGUGUGCGACAACAGAAGAUUUCCUAUGAUGUGGAAUAUCUGCUGACGUUGGAUCUUCUGAAGCCGCUCACAAGGUGGGAUGUCCGGCAGAUCAGUGCAGGAAACACGCACUCAGCUAUAAUUGAUGAAUUCGGCCGAUUAGUAACGUUUGGUUCAAACGCGGAUGGACAGCUUGGGAUGGGACACUUCAGGCAGUGUCAAGGACCGUACAGUGUGGCAGGACCACUAGCAGGUCAAGUCGUGGUAAAGGUGGCCUGUGGAGAUGGUUUCACAGUGGCAGCAACGAGAGACAAUCAUAUAUACUCGUGGGGUCGAGGGGACAAUGGCCAGCUUGGAGUGAGUGGUCAAAUGGUAUCCAGUGAGACUGGGCGAACAUCUUUACCCCGGCCUAUUUUCGGGAGUCUUCAUCUGGUGGUGGCCCUGGCAGCUAGGCACUGGAGCGUCAUCAUGAUCGCAGAGCAAACUCUGCACCAACGAAAAUUUAGCGGGAUUGGGAUAAUGAAAAAAGAAUGGGCAAAAACUGAAGCAGCAGAGCGCACAGACCUUGGUGAUUCCGGCAUUACGUCAUUGCUUGCCACAGAGGGCGCUGAUAAACUGCAGCUGCGCAAAGAUGCUCCGCACCUGAGCACGAGUGGCACGGGCUCUGUGCCUGAUUGGCUGAUACACGAGCUGGCUGAUGCAGAGUUUAUUCCUUAUGGUACGGAGGAUUCUCAGUCACAAAGUACAUUUCCAUCUACUAAUACAGCAGAGGUGGACACAUUUCAGGCAGGUUCCAAAAAAGUCAGCUGUCCUCUAUGUGGUCUGGACAUGGUAGAAAACCUGCGACAACAAGUGGCAGAACUGCAGACACAAAACAUAGAGUUGCAGGCUGUAGUACGACAGCAAGAGAUGCGGAUUAAGACCUUGGAGCGGGAACAGGUGUAGUGAUGGGUGAUGUUGUACUUUUAAUGCGAUUCAGUAGUGAUAACAGCUUCAAUGCAAUAAAGUCAAAAAUGGUGCAGCUCCUAAAAGGACGCUGCACAGCUUUCACCAUAGAUGAUAAAUGUAAAAAAAACGGUCACAUAUAGCGUAGUUUACAUAGUCCAGUAUCACAACUUUUGGCCUGUGUAAGUGGUGCUAGCUGCAAACCAUGACUACCUUCGUAAACCUGGUGCUCGAGAAUUUAAAUGUUUUCACUUGGAGGAAGACCAAAAUCAAUUUUUUUGCCCUUUUUCCUGAUUCCAUACGUAGGAAUAUGAUACUGCGAUUUUAUUGUGCGUCAUGUUUGGCAGUUUUACCACUGUGUCAACCUAUAUGUUGUGGAAGACACGUGCGUAUAUAAGCCUUUGGGCAAAUUCCACCUGCUAUAGAGACGUUCUUUUUCCCACUGAUCGUCUGAUGCUUAGACCGUAUGUGUAUCCUGUCAAACAGUGUAUUAACGCAAUCCGUCCUAGCAGAAACGCUUAAAGCCCCUCGUGUACACAGUAGUCAUUGUAAUGUGUGUUUAAACUAGUCACACGGCCGCGUUGGCCUACAUCCGUCCGUAUCACGUUUGUGGUUUUCUAGCAUUAAUAUAUUUACGAACGUAGUAUUAUUUAGGAUGAGUGGAAUUUUAAAUGAAUUGUUGUACUGGUAACUGGUUAUGGUCUGGUAUGAAAAUGCAAGGGCAAGUUCGACUGAUUUAUUGCCAGGACAGAACAUAUUGCAUUGCCAGAAUCGUAGUCUGAGUGAAUUCCUAGGAGGUUUGGGCAGGUUUUCGUGAUGCAGCUGAGUCAUGGGGAUAGUGGGACACAACUCCUAGUCAAUAAAUAUUGUGUGAAAGGGGUAGAUCACAGGCGAGGGUUUUAGGUAUGACGAAGUGGUGAUUUACAUUUAUUUUAGUGUUGUUUACACUGGGGUUACCUACGAAAUACCCAACCCUUCCCAACCCCCACCAUUACAUACAUUUAUUACAAUGCAACAUAUCAUGGUAAAUCCCCGCUCUCAGUAUUAUGCGUGCUUGGGUGCACGUGUGCAGGUAUGCAUGCGUGAGUGAGUGUAUGUAUGUGUGUGCGUGCGUGCGUGCGUGUGCGCGCAUGUGUGUGUGUGUUGUGUUGCGUUGUGCGUGCGUGGCGUGUGUUGCGGUGCGUGCGUGUGUGUGUGUGCGCGCUAGGUUCUCAUCACACGGCACACUACCGAUUAGUCUUUCCCCAAUUAAUCGCUUAAUUACUGCACUGUCCAUGCAAUGAAAGGCGAAAUCUACAACAAAUAUGUACCGGCGAUCUCUGCAUGAUGACAUCAGCAUAAAACGGUGCGGAAUGUCCUUACGUAUUCGCACGUCUGAAUCCAUAGAGGGCCUGUGUAAGCUCAAUCACAAUCAAAUGCCUAAGAGCCAUUUACCGAUUGAAGAACCAAUUCUAAUCUAAUGUGUACAUGCCCCCGCGACUGAAGUCCGGCGGGGUACUAUGGUUUCAUGUCUCUGUCCAGCCCGCCGCGCGCGCUCCGCAGACACUUUCCCUUCCGCUUAUUAACUCGACACCUAAUUGACUACGUGACCAAACAUGGUCUAACUACAUCAUAUUGGGGAUGAAGGUGCGCAGCGUCUCAAAACCAGUCUACUUGCAACCUUUAUUUGGUACCUUGAGCCUUGCCGGGCUUGAUCCAUAUUUCCCUUCUGCGCUCUAAACUCGACACUAAUUGAC